UACUGUCGAUGCGGACUGUUGCUCUGUGGGCGGCUGAAACGAUAUCAAAGAGAAAAAAGGAUAAAUGUCAGCAAUGGAGGGGAAUUUCCACUUGCUUGUUCAGAGAUGCGGCGAAUCACGUGACCCACCACGCCGGGUCUCAUCGGCCGGUUACGUAGAGAAAGCUCGGAAGUUUCCAACAGUUAAGCGACUUCGGCGGGACCUUGGCUGGCGGUGUGGCCUUUAGCUCGGACCAGAAGUGGCUCCUAUACUGAGGUGAACUUCUAGCAUGUGAAUGUACUCUCCUGGCGUUUAGGCCGGUUCAGACAGUCUUUGCCUUUCUCAAAGCCUCUCUGGUGCCACCAACGCAAUGUCAAGCAGAAGGAAGUCCACGACCCCCUGCAUGGUGCUUCCAUCAGAUGUGGUGGAACAGGAUCCGGACAUGGAGACCCUGGCAGGGGAGGAAGGAGCUGAGAAUGCGGCAGAAGGCCCUACAGAAGGAGCGGUGGUUCCCAUGGAAACUGAGGGAGACCAUGAAGACAGUUCAAGCCAUUCUACAGGAAAACGCCCAAAUCAAACCACUGUGGAGCAGUCAGCCACCGAUCUAACCACUGAAGGAAGUUUAGCGCAAGCUGAGACAGAGGAGAGUGAAGACCCUUCGGUCACUGGAAUCUCUCUCAGCAAAACACCAAUCAUGAAAAAGAAGAGCAAGCCUGAGCCUAAGAGAAUAGCUGUGUCUCUCAAAGGGACAGAUGACAGCGACGCCUUGAUUGAAAGCGAGGGGGAUCCAGAACCGAUGGAGGCAUCCGUCGUGGGUACCUCUGUCACAGCUGAAAUGAUGAGCCCGGUUCUUGCUGAGUCUGCAAAGCCUGGUGUGCUUGUCAGCAUUCCCAAUCCAGUGCCCACUGAGCAGAAGAAGCCAGUUAUGAACCCUGCUACGGUGCUUCCUGCCGGCCUGGCCCAGGUUCUGUCAGCCCUGCAGGCCCAGCAGAGUGCACAGGCUCAGCUUCUGAUUCCAGUGAGCAGCAUUCCGACCUACAAUGCAGCCAUGGACUCCAAUGCACUGCUGGUGAACACCUACAAGAAGUUCCCUUAUCCCUCGGCACCUGAAAUCAUGGGCCUAGCAGCUCAGACCAAGUUCAGCGAGGAGCAGAUAAAGAUCUGGUUCUCUGCUCAACGUUUAAAGCAUGGUGUAAGCUGGACACCAGAGGAAGUUGAGGAGGCUAGGAGGAAGCAGUUUAAUGGCACAGUCCACACGGUACCCCAGACCAUUACAGUCAUACCAGCCCACCAUCUAUCUGCCACUAAUGGUCUGCAGUCUAUCCUUCAGACUUGCCAAAUCGUGGGCCAGCCAGGCCUGGUUCUAACGCAGGUCGGCACUGCAAACAGCCUGCCGGUCACCACCCCCAUCACACUGACCGUUGCAGGAAUGCCCAGUCAAAGCCAGGCACCCAAGAUCUCAAGCAAUCAGACCAGCCCUGCUGUUAGUGAAACAAAGCGAGCCACCACAGUCCAACCACCAUCACUGACCCCACAGGAGAACUCCGCCCUCAGCACCGAUCACUUUGGCCUACGGCCCAAGAAGUCAAAGGAGCAGCUGGCUGAGCUGAAAGCCAGCUACAUGAAGAACCAUUUUGCCAGUGAUUCUGAAAUAGCCAGGCUGAUGAAGCUGACCAACCUCACCAAAGGCGAGAUCAAGAAGUGGUUCAGCGAUACCCGUUACAACCAGCGCAAUUCCAAAAACAACCACUAUACUGUCUCCCAUGAGAGCGGCAGGGCCAGCAGCAACAACAGCAGCAGCAGCAGCAGCACAACCAUCGUCAUUGACUCCGGCAGUGAGACUCCGCAGUCCCCGACCACAUCGCCUAUCAAAGAGAAGGAAACCCGCACCAAAACCUGGAACCCCUUUCCAGAUUUCACUCUGCAGAAGUUUAAGGAGAAGACCCCAGAGCAGCUGGUGAUUUUAGAGGAGAGCUACCAGAAAUGCGAUACCCCGUCGGACGAAGAGCUGAGCCGGCUGAGGGCUGAAACAAAGCUCACCAGACGGGAGAUUGACGCUUGGUUUACAGAGAAGAGGAAAACCCCAGCUGCUGAGACAUCUGAAAAGAACGAUGGGGCCGAUGGCGAAACCUCCCAGGGUAAACGUAGCCAAACUCCACCUGGUUUGAAAAAGUUGUCCAAGGAGAAGAUAACCAAAAAAACUCCAGAGCAGCUCCACGUCCUCAAGAGCGCAUUCGUACGCACUCAGUGGCCUUCCGCCGAAGAAUAUGACCAGCUCGCUGAGGAGAGCGGGCUACCCCGCUCUUACAUCGUCAACUGGUUUGGAGAUACGCGCUAUGCCUGGAAGAAUGGCAACCUUAAGUGGUACUUCUAUUAUCAGAGUGGAAACGUGGAAGGUAUGAAUGGAAACAAAAGCAGAAAACGGAGAAUUCGGAACCGAGGCUGGGGAAGAUCUCGCAGCAGGAAAGCCAGGAAAUCCACGGGUCCAGAGAAGUCCCCGCCAAUGAAGUUUAAGACGGGGAAAGAUAUCCUAAAGGAAUACUACUUGAAGCACAAGUUCUUGAAUGAGCAGGAUCUGGACGAGCUGGUAGCCAAGUCUAACAUGAGCUACGAGCAAGUGAGGGAGUGGUUUGCCGAAGUUUGUCGGAAGGUGGACAUGGGCACUGACCCGUUUGAAGACAACACAGGCAAUGAGCAGGAAGAGGAGGAAUCCCAGGGGGAAAACGAAAUGGCGAGUGAAGAGCAAGGCCCCUUGGCCGCUGGAGAUGAAGACGGCGAUGAAGAUGAGGAGGAUGACGACGAGGAGACAGAUGACAGUGAAUCCUGGGAGCCUCCACAGAGUGUUAGAAAAACCUUGUCUGGUUCGGAAGAUCAGUGAUUUUAUUGAUUUUUUUUUCCUAUGUUUUAUGUCACUUUUGUCUGUGGACACAGUGCUUAGAAAGAUCAGUGAAGAAGAACAUUGACUAUGAAGAUCCAUUUACAGUAUGCUGACUAGUCCUACUUGCAUAGCUUUUUACGUUUCCCACCUUCUUGUUCAAGUUUUCUGAGCUUAGUCUUUUUGUUUCCUGAGCUUUGAAGAGACCGGUUCCAUCAGAAACUUCAGGAAUCUGUGUGCCCUGUUCGUUUGUGCACAGCAUUAGACCCAGAAUGAAGAAUCCUAAAAUCAGAAGUUGAGGCCUGAAGAGUCCAUUAUUCUUCAGUUGUGUGCAAUUUGAGUUUAAUUUAAGUGAGGAAAAUGAUUGUAAUCAGGUCUUUUAGGAUGCGCUUUCUUUCUUUCUUUCUUUCUUUCUUUCUUAAUACACGGGUCCUCCACCUGCCCCACGGAGGACUCAUGGUGCCAAAGUUACUUUUGCUGAAUGUUAUGGUUCCCUGUUGCUGAAAUGAAAAAUUCUUACAAAACACAAGUUUCUGUAUCCUCGAGAGAGAGAUGGAGACCUACACAUACAAUUGGGCACUUUGUAUUGAAUGUUAAAUGGAGGAGAGAAGGGAGGGACUUGCCUUUGAAGCCAUUUAAUGGUGGAAAAUCUCAAAUGUACCCAAUCAUUUUGUCCUUUAGUCUAAAAGACGUAGGCUAAUGAUAUUCACCACCACCAUCUAUCGGCUGUAGUCUGAAGUAAUACAGCACAACCAGUGACGACCUGCUGUUUUGACUGCCAGUAGCCGCUCUGGCAUCGUGACUGGGUCAAGUUUGCCAGGAUUCCGAGGGUUUUUUCCCGGAGCAGUGUGGAUGCACAAGACUGUUAGAAGACUGUAAUCAGUGCCUGUACAAAAGGAGGGGGUUGGACUGUAUGCUCGAGCUCGCGCUGUUUUGAGAGGGCUCUUUUAAAACGUUUUUUAAUUUGUGAUAAGGUGUAUGUGGGUCUUUUUUUUGCUGUUUGCUGAUUCUUACAAAACGGUAAUGUGUUUCUACGUGUGUACCGGAGGCUUAACCAGCCUUUUCCUGAGCUUAGCAGUAAGGAGGACUUUGCUUCACACUUUAAUGUAUUUUUAGGCUACCCAAAAUAAUGUAUUUCAACAAACUCCUCAAAUGAUAAAUCAGAUAAGAAUUUUUGGUUUUCUUUAUUACUAAUGCACACAAUGUUCAGUUUUUAAAAAUUGUCGGUAGCUAAAAAUUCUGCCAAUUUGCUUUUCUGUGAGAAGAGAACCUUGAUGGAUAAUUUAUUUACCAUGUAGCAUGGUAUAUGGUAUUUGAUUUUUUUUAUUGUAAAAUUUGAAUUAUUAUUAAUAUUGUAAUUAUUUUUCCCCAAUGAACAGACAGCACUAUUCUUGGUAUUUUUUAAACUGGCCCCUCUAGGUCCCCAUGCCAAUACUGCAUGCUUCAGCUGUUGAUGAUGAUGAAAAGGAUGGCUUAUUUUGUACAUACAUUUUGCUGUUGUAUUUUAUAAGUAGUUUUAAGCGUUUUUAUAAGUUUGUAUUUAUGAUGACAGAACCCACCCAGACCUACGUGGAUUGCUCGUACAGUAACCUUGUUUUGUGUGAUCUAAAACGAUUCUACUCGUCAGAUUUUAAAAGGAGUUUUGUCCUAAACUCCCGAGUUCUUGGUGAGCGUUAUUUGCUUAGCUUGCGAUCCUCUGGAGUCAUCCCUGUGAUUUCUGCACCUUUUAGUGUAUUAACAGUUAAGUAUGUGCUCAUAACUAUUGUCUGAAAAAUAACACAUUCAAAUCAUAUGUCAUUUCCAUAACUACUUACCAUAGCAGAAAAGAUCAAUUUUAGCAAAAAAAAAAAUUUUUUUUUUCUAGAUUUGAAAGCGAUGCAUAUGCUACCUUUUUUCCUAUGAAUGUCUGAUUAAGUGCAACUGUAUUUCUCCUGCCUCUUCCAUCUGUCACCAGUAGUGUUUACUGCAGUGCAUUUAUAAAAUAUCACAUAGAAUCACUGUAAGGCUCAGUAACACACUUUCAGAUAUGGGGGGAUAACAACGGGGACCAUCAUGGAGGUGACUUUGUAAAUCCUACUGAGCCCUAAAAUCGAAUUUGUUCACGCCGCCGUGGUGGCUAAAGCUUUAUUCCCCAGAGCUAUAGGCCUUGUGCAAUGCUUUUAAUUUAAAACUGAAAACUGUUUUAAUAGGCUGUGGCUUGGUUUAGACAGAAAAUAUAUUUUCUACUUGUUUGAAGACAACAAUAAAUUUAGAUGAAAACUUGUG
Molecule: messenger RNA, 5119 nt
Organism: Colossoma macropomum (tambaqui)
Lineage: Eukaryota; Metazoa; Chordata; Actinopteri; Characiformes; Serrasalmidae
Product: zinc fingers and homeoboxes protein 1-like
Biological process (GO): regulation of transcription by RNA polymerase II
Cellular component (GO): nucleus
Molecular function (GO): DNA binding; DNA-binding transcription factor activity, RNA polymerase II-specific
Source: RefSeq, a predicted model, not a curated record